Achroia grisella is the source of this 1115-nucleotide messenger RNA. Its product is annotated as protein FAM177A1-like. The transcript is spliced from 2 exons. Bases 56 to 496 code for a protein of 146 amino acids. The record is from RefSeq and is a predicted model, not a curated record. NCBI's taxonomy places the organism in Eukaryota, Metazoa, Arthropoda, Insecta, Lepidoptera, Pyralidae.
ACGUAAAUAAACAAUGACUAAAGUUUAUUUUUGUUACAAUAACUAAAUUUACAAAAUGGAAAACAGUGAGGAAAUAAACACCAAUACUCAUGUGGAAGUAACUAUUAACAAGCCCAGUAAAGUUAUAUAUUUCAGUGAUGGGGUUGAAGAAGUGAUAGACGAAGUAACUGUGAGUGAUUUGAAUAGUACGUCUUCAGAAGAAGAAGCAGUUGACCCUAAACAAUUGGAUUGGGGUCCCUGGUUUUCCCACUAUGCCUGGAAAUCUGGGACAAAAGUACUGAAAGCAGUGGACUAUGCUGGGGAGUCAUUGGCAGAUUUCUUUGGUAUCACAUCACCUAAAUACCAGAUAGAGGUAAAUGAAUAUGAAAGAAUCAAGGAAGAGAAAAGAAAGCUUGACGAGCAAUCAGCUGGCUGGGUACCAAAGAAUGCAGGAGGUGAUGUACCAUUAGUCAUGCAGGAACCAGUGAGAGAUGUACAUAAACCUACAACCUCUUAAUUUUUAUUUGGAAUUAUUUAUUUAAUAUAUAAUAUUUUAUUUAAUAAUUAUAUUUUGUUUGCAUUGUUCAACAGCUGUAGUCCACAUACAUGGAUACAUGCAUUAAUUUUUACAGGUGUAUAUAGACUAUGGUAACAUUUUACCAUAAGUUGGCCUUUAUGCUUAUUUGCGACCAUCAUGACAUUAAAUAAAUAUAUAUGAAAUAAAUAUGUUAAUGGAAAUAAUUAGGAAGAGUCUUAAAGUGUAUGGGAAUAAAAUUUAUUUUAUUUAAACUUACAUCACUAAUACCAUAGUUAUUAGCUUUUCUUUCUAAUAACUACACUAAUAAUAACACCAAAUAAACACAUCUCAUGUACUUGAUGUCGACACUAAGUGCACAUUAAUAAUUUCUUUUUUAUACAAACAUUACAACUGUCUGCUGUAAUGACAUAUAUAUAAGUAUGACUGACAAAAAGUUAAUAGAAUAGAUUAAACAUUUAUAAAUAAAUUAUUUUGUAUCAGUAGAUACUUUUCAAAUAAUAAAUGCAAUAUUCUCCCAAAAUAUCUAUAUUAUUUGAUAUGAUUAAUUAUUUUUGUUACUUAUAUUGAUUGUGAUAAUCAAAUAUACAUUUGAUUAUUA